AUGGCGUUGCAUUGGGACCAGACACCAGAGAGGCAGGGUCUCUAUGACCCAACAUAUGAGUCGGAUGCGUGCGGAGUCGGUGCCGUCAUGGACAUGGGCAAGAAACCCUCCCGCAAGACGCUCACGGAUGCCCGAGACAUGGUGGUUCGCAUGACGCACCGCGGCGCCAAGCAAGCGCACGAAGAUGACGGAGACGGCGUGGGGAUCAUGAUCUCUAUCCCGGACGAAUACUACCGAACCUGCUGCACCUUUACCUUGCCUGAAGCUGGCUGCUACGGCGUCGGAAACCUCUUCAUGCCGCCCCAGGAGGAGAAGCGCGAGGAUUCCAAGAAGCUCGUCGAGCGCAUGGCGCGCAAGUUGGGCCUCCAGGUGGGGGGCCGUGCUAUAUUGGGGACCUAA
Molecule: messenger RNA, 399 nt
Organism: Symbiodinium necroappetens
Lineage: Eukaryota; Dinophyceae; Suessiales; Symbiodiniaceae
Source: the annotation of a GenBank genome assembly